GGACCGGCUUCCCGCUCGCGCGGCUCCGCUUCCGGGUCGGGGCCGGAGCUCGGCCGCGUCCGCCGCGGUCGCCUCAGCCGGGCCGGGGAGCGGGGCCGGGGCCGCCGCCGCCCGGGCGAGGGGCGGGCAGGAGCCGCGAGGGCCGCGGAGGGAGCGGCGGCAUUGCGCGGCAGGGCGGCGAGAGGGCCGCGGGGAGGCGGCGGCGGCGGCGGCCCCCGCCGAGGCCUGGUCCGGCCCGCCGCCGCCGCCGCUCGGCCGAUGCGCCCGGAGCCAUGGACAAGAUCCUGGAGGGGCUGGUGAGCUCGUCGCACCCGCUGCCGCUGAAGCGGGUGAUCGUGCGGCGCGUGGUGGAGUCGGCCGAGACGCCGCUGAGCCAGGCGCAGUGCCGCGCCAUGUUCGCGCUCGGCACCCGCCUGGUGCUGCAGGGCCCCGACCCCUUCCAGCGGCAGGUGGGGCGGCAGGUGCUGGACGCCUACGGCCGCUUCCACCGCGCCGAGUUCGAGGCGUUCUUCAACCGCGGGCUCGUCCUCGGCCUCCUGCAGCGCGGCUACGGCGAGCUGAGCAACCGCGACCCCGCCAUCCUCGACUACAUCCAGGCGGGGCUGCGCCUCAUCAUGAGCUGCCCGUCGGUGCUGGAGCUCUUCGAGCUGCUGCAGGUGGAGGCGCUGCGCCUGGUGUGCGAGCGGCCCGCGCCGCCGCUCUGCGCCCGCCUGUGCCAGCUGCUGGGCGACUUCCCGCAGUGCCUGCCCCGCGGGAGGAAGCUGUCGCUCGCCUUCUGCCAGCAGCUGGUGCGGAGCAUCGCGCACUUCCAGAGCCAGGGCACCCGCGAGGCCGAGCUGCGCCUCUACGUGUCGCAGGUGACCCAGGUCAGCGCGCUGCUCAGGAGCGUGUGGAAGGCCGAGCCCGACACGCUGCUGCCCUCCCUGCAGGAGCUGUUCGCCGUCAUCUCCGCCGCGGAUACUUCAUUUGAACCCUCUGUUGCACUGGCAAGUCUUGUACAGCACAUACCAUUGCAGAUGAUCACAGUACUCAUCAGGAGCCUUACCACAGAUCCUAAUGUCAAAGAUGCAAGUAUGACUCAAGCUCUGUGCAGAAUGAUUGACUGGCUGUCCUGGCCCCUGGCUCAGCACGUGGAAACGUGGGUGAUUGCACUGCUGAAAGGACUGGCUGCAGUGCAGAAAUUCACCAUCCUCAUUGAUGUCACUCUGCUUAAGAUCGAGCUGGUCUUUAAUCGACUCUGGUUUCCUCUAGUGAGGCCCGGUGCCCUUGCUGUCCUUUCCCACAUGUUACUUAGUUUCCAGCAUUCUCCAGAAGCUUUUCAUUUGAUUGUCCCACACGUGGUCAGUUUGGUUCACUCCUUCAAGAGAGAUGGUUUGCCUUCCAGCACAGCCUUUUUGAUGCAGCUGACUGAGCUGAUACACUGCAUGAUGUACCAUUAUUCAGGAUUUCCAGAGCUCUAUGAACCCAUUCUGGAAGCUAUUAAGGAUAUGCCCAAACCCACUGAAGAGAAGAUCAAGCUGAUCCUCAGUCAGAGUGCCUGGACUUCUCAAUCCAGUUCUUUGCCAUCUUGUUUAUCUAGACUUUCUGGGAAAUCUGAGACGGGGAAGACAGGCCUAAUAAAUCUAGGAAAUACUUGCUACAUGAACAGUGUUAUUCAGGCACUUUUUAUGGCUACAGAUUUCAGAAGACAUGUUUUAUCUCUGAAUCUAAAUGGCUGUAAUUCCCUGAUGAGAAAGUUACAGCAUCUUUUUGCAUUUUUGGCCCAUACCCAGAGGGAGGCCUAUGCUCCUAGAAUUUUCUUUGAAGCUUCCAGACCACCGUGGUUCACCCCUCGAUCCCAGCAGGAUUGCUCGGAGUAUCUCAGAUUCCUGCUGGACAGGUUGCAUGAAGAAGAGAGAACUUUGAAAGCAUUGUCUUCAGCCAAGAGUUCUGAAAUGACUGACGAGUCCCAGGCACAAGAAGCUGUCCAUAAAUCACAAAUAUUUACUGAAGCACCUUGUAUGGGAAGUGAGGAAAGAACUCUGAUAGAGAAGAUGUUUGGAGGAAAAUUAAAGACUAACAUAUGCUGUUUGAACUGCAAAAGUAUGUCUCAAAAGGAAGAGGCUUUCACAGAUCUCUCUUUGGCUUUCUGUCCUCCAACUUCCUUAGAGAAUGUUGAUCCAAAAUGCAUGGAACACUCUGAAGUGAAAGAUGACUACAUGGUGCAAAGUAACACUUUAGCAACCAGUCCUGCUGCAGAAACACCUCUCAAUAAUUUGGAAGUAAAUCGUGGAUGUGGCACAAUAGUGAAUGAAGGAACCAUAGAAGAUUUUUCUAGUGAGCCAAGCUCUGAGAAUACCACCAUUUCUGAACUCAAAGUGGAAAAUAAUGGGGAUAUAUCUCAGAGUCUAGUAGGUAAAAAUACCCUGUCAGUUACGGACUUACUCAAUUAUUUCCUGGCACCUGAGAUCCUUAGUGGAGACAAUAAGUAUUAUUGUGAAAAGUGUGCCUCUCUACAGAAUGCUGAAAAAACUAUGCAAAUCAUUGAGGAACCUGAAUACCUCAUUCUCACUCUUUUGAGAUUUUCCUACGAUCCAAAGUGUCACAUAAGGCGCAAAAUCCUGGACAAUGUUUCCCUGCCACUUGUAUUGGAACUGCCAGUGAAAAGAGCAACGUCCCCUUUGGCUGUUGUUUCGGGAGGCUGGUCUGUUGGUGUGGAGAUUUCUGACACUGGAGAAAACCUUGCUAAAAAACUGAAGCCCUCAGGUGCUGAGGAGGUGACCUGCCCACAGUUGGUGCCCUAUGUGUUGAGCUCUGUGGUGGUGCAUUCUGGUGUAUCCUCUGAGAGUGGACAUUAUUAUUCAUAUGCCAGAAAUGUUAGUGGCUCGGGGCCUUCAGGGCUCUGUCACCAGUCUACAGCUCUCUCUUUAGUUUCUCCUCAGGAUAAGUUGUUUCCAGAGGAGAGUCCUUGCACUGUUGUAGAAAAUGAGCUGGACACUGAGAUGCCAAGAGAGUGGUUUUUAUUCAAUGACAGCAGAGUGACGUUUACCUCAUUUCAGUCAGUCCAGAAAAUCACCAGUAGAUUUCCAAAGGACACUGCUUAUGUUCUGUUUUACAAAAAGCAGAACAGCACCUGUGGCUUCAACACCAAUCCAGCAAAUGGCCUCUGGGUAAAUGGAGACCCUCCUCUACAAAAAGACCUCAUGGAUGCAAUUACAAAAGAUAACAAACUGUACUUGCAGGAGCAAGAGCUUAGUGCUCGAACUCAAGCACUUCAAGCUGCCUCAGCCUCUUGCUCUUUCCGACCCAAUGGAUUUGAUGACAACGAUCCCCCGGGCAGCUGCGGGCCCACAGGAGGAGGAGGAGGGGGCGGGUUCAGUACCGUUGGUAGAUUGGUUUUUUGACUCCCAAAACAACGUGGAAUUCUCUGGUUCCAAAGCAGCCUCGUAGUGCUGGGGACAAAUAAAGUGCUGAACUCUGUCAGAUGUCGUAGCAGGCGUUGAGACUCGAUCCUUGUCCAAAAAGCAAAGAUUGGUGUUGUUAUUUUGGUGAUGUUUUAUUUGAAAUAAAUAAGAGCAUAAUGGAAAAAAAAACCUCUACCUCUUAAAAGUUCGGUUGCUUUCGUAGUAAGAUAUGCUUGCCCAAAAACAUGAAAAUUAAGAUUUUUUUUUUUUUUAAGGAAAUGCUAGUGACAUUGCAUUAAACUGAACAAAAUGCACUUACAUCAGUUCCUCUUGU
This is a messenger RNA of Prinia subflava (tawny-flanked prinia), 3717 nucleotides long. It is a transcript of the gene USP38, whose product is annotated as ubiquitin specific peptidase 38. Gene Ontology annotation, molecular function: cysteine-type deubiquitinase activity. Bases 273 to 3383 code for a protein of 1036 amino acids. The transcript is spliced from 10 exons. The record is from RefSeq and is a predicted model, not a curated record. Gene Ontology annotation, biological process: ubiquitin-dependent protein catabolic process; protein deubiquitination. Gene Ontology annotation, cellular component: cytosol; nucleus. NCBI's taxonomy places the organism in Eukaryota, Metazoa, Chordata, Aves, Passeriformes, Cisticolidae.